Messenger RNA from Paramuricea clavata, 479 nucleotides. NCBI's taxonomy places the organism in Eukaryota, Metazoa, Cnidaria, Anthozoa, Malacalcyonacea, Plexauridae. The record is from the annotation of a GenBank genome assembly.
AUGCAGAAGCUAGCAAAUGAAGUAAACAUGCCUUACGUCAACGUAUGUUUGGAUCUCGGUGCUGCAAUGAAUGCCUACAAGUUCAUCUGGAAUUUUCCGUUGAAAUUUAACAAUGUUGUCAUCCAUUUGGGAGAUUUUUAUUUCAUUAAAGAAAAUUUUGGUGUCAUUGGUGGGAUUGUUGAAGCGUCGGGCUUUGAAGAUGUCGUAUAUCAAGCAGGUGUAUGCUCGUAUGGCAGUCGAAAGAUGUUCUCUCAGGAUCACACUACAAUAGGACAUGGAUUGUUCAUUCUGCAUUUUCAGAAGCUCUGGAAAGGCUUUUGUUCCAGAUAUUUUUGAAAGAAAAUAAUAUCGCCAUUCCAGAUUACUUCUAUGAUGCAUGUAUUGAUCCAAUAGCAAGCUGUGCUGUCAUUACUGAAAAUGCUUCAUCGUUGUAUUCAGAAUAUCAAGUUUCAAGGAGGAAGCAAGAAAUGGUGCGUUAG